GACAGCACGCGGAUAUCGGAAGUCUAGUCAUGGCUUCAAGAACGCAAUUGUUCAGGCAACAGGGCAGGCACACAUGAGGAGUAUUUCCACGGUCUUAGCAAGCCAAGCUGUGAUGACUGGCGAAGGGCCGGUGAGUGAUCGCGCUGUGCGCGCUGCAGCACGAAACCCAGAUCAGUACAUGCGGUGCGAACGGUAUGGCUAUUUGACUUCUGCCCGCAAGGCCUUCAAGGACCAGCGCAUCGUCUCUCUUUGUGCAGAUGGCGUGCAUGUUGGUGAUGAAGAUUGGCUGAAUGUCGCCAUGUGGUCACCUGAGCGAGAAUGUGCUUGCUUUUUGCCUCCUCAG
Molecule: messenger RNA, 343 nt
Organism: Cladocopium goreaui
Lineage: Eukaryota; Dinophyceae; Suessiales; Symbiodiniaceae
Source: the annotation of a GenBank genome assembly